ACUUCUUUCCUGUAUCACCACCACCAACUAGGUCUUCCAUGUUUUGUUCGCCAAUUGUUUUCAGUUGUCCCCCUUGGUAAAACCCAUUUUCUUGAUCUUUCCAAAUUUCAGAAAACCAGGGUAAUCCAUGGUGAAACAGAAAGGUUUGAUCCGGGAUUAGAAUCCCAGAGGAGGGAAAAAAGAAGAUGUUUUGGAGAUUAUUAGGAACGGUUUGUCCUCAUGGGUGUAUGAGAAGUAUUGGUGGGUUGGCAGUGUUUCGUUUAGGUCGGUUAUUCUGUAUAAGUUAGAAGAUCUUCUAGAAUUGUUUUUGUCCGAAGAGAAGAGUCUGCUUUGCUGGGAAGCAUGUCUUUUGACUCCAGCAUGGCUGGUAGGAAUCAGUGAGUUGGUAACAGGGUGGAAGGAGAAACAUCUCCGUGUGAAUCACGAGAAACGAUUUGUUAUGGUGGAUUGUAUUCUUUGUUUUUUGGUUGUUCCACGGAAACAGUUCUUUUGAAAACAUCUUGGUGAAUCAGAUCCGCUUGGUUUUAGAGUAGAAACUCUGAUCUCGAAAGAUUUAUGGUUUCUUGUGUUUGGGGCUGCUUCAGCGUGACAGGAAGCUAAGGAUAACUCCCUCCUAAUCAAGAUAUUGUUGUCCCUUGUCGGGCUUCUUUCCCUUAUCCUUUACAUUCCUCAAUCAGAACUGAAUAACAAGAUUUCGAGAAAGUUCUAUGAUUCAGGCACAAAUGGGGAAGAUAUAGAGAAAAAGAACAUUUUUUGCAGCUCGUCCUGUCCAAGCUACAGGUGAGUCGAAUUUGUGAUCAAGGAAAGAAAGGAAGCCCGUUGAC
This is a messenger RNA of Rubroshorea leprosula, 824 nucleotides long. NCBI's taxonomy places the organism in Eukaryota, Viridiplantae, Streptophyta, Magnoliopsida, Malvales, Dipterocarpaceae. The record is from the annotation of a GenBank genome assembly.